This is a messenger RNA of Ilex paraguariensis (yerba mate), 228 nucleotides long. The record is from the annotation of a GenBank genome assembly. Lineage: Eukaryota; Viridiplantae; Streptophyta; Magnoliopsida; Aquifoliales; Aquifoliaceae.
AUGAAUGCCCCAGCCAAUGACAAAGAAGAUCAUGGCGAGGUAUUCCUCGAUGAAAAUGACUUCAUACAGGAAAUCACUGUAGACAAAGAAGGUCUUCCCGAUGUUGAUGGCGAAGGAGGAUCCGAUGCUGAAGCAAUUGUUGUGUAUUUGUUGGAGGUGGUGUCUGGUGAAGCUGGUGAUUCCAUUCGCAUAUUUAGUGUUCAUACUUACCUUUUAGCAUCCAACUAG